Messenger RNA from Dichomitus squalens LYAD-421 SS1, 246 nucleotides. RefSeq lists its product as uncharacterized. The annotation marks the transcript as partial. The transcript has a single exon. NCBI's taxonomy places the organism in Eukaryota, Fungi, Basidiomycota, Agaricomycetes, Polyporales, Polyporaceae. The record is from RefSeq and is a predicted model, not a curated record.
CGCUCCCUGCGAGCGUUCAAGGUGCCUGGCCCGGAUGGCAUACCGAAUGAGGUAUAUACUCACUGUGAUGUAACGCUGACCCCAAUUCUUGGCAGGCUUUUCAGAGCGACUUUCGAUCUCAAGUACUACCCGGAUGCCUGGAAAAUAUCUGACACAGUAGUCCUGCGCAAACCGGGAAAAACAGACUAUACCACCGCUAAGUCCUAUCGCCCCAUUGCUCUCCUAGACUGCAUGUCAAAGAUCCUC